This is a messenger RNA of Ectocarpus sp. CCAP 1310/34, 2280 nucleotides long. The record is from the annotation of a GenBank genome assembly. NCBI's taxonomy places the organism in Eukaryota, Phaeophyceae, Ectocarpales, Ectocarpaceae.
AUGACCACCGAAGACGGCGACGACGAUGUUGCGGACGGCGGGGGACCGGCGGGCUUGCAGGACAAAGGUGGUAACGAUGGGGAAUCGCCACCGGGGCAGCUCCAGGACGGCGGCUGGCCGGAGGAAAGCGAAGGUGGUGCACCGGGGGUGGGGGGGAUCAAGAAGGAGCCAGCCGUCGGCAAUCAGGGCCACGGGGAUGGCGCCCCCUCCGAAGAUAUCGAAGAAGUAGACGGCGGGUGUCCUGACAGGCCCAACAAGUGGAUGCACCCCUAUCUCCUCACCUACUGCCUUAUCGGAAGGCCAAGCAGCAGCGAGGACCCUGACCUUAGGACCGCGCGGAAAACGUCCGGGCUGAAGGGUCGCGGAGGGAAGCAGAAUGCGAAGAAAGGGUCGCCCAGCACCAUCGACGGAAGCGGGUCGGAGACAAGCGGUGCGUACACCGAGGUAGAUUUGUCGUCGAGCGCGAUUCGGAUGUUCGCAGGGACCGGCGAAAUUCAAAGCCGUGCGCAGAUGAAGAAAGAGCACGCAGUUGUGGCGGCGGCGAACGCGCAAGAGCAGGCGCGCCGCGUCCAGCAGGCCCAUACAGGCAAGCUGGUGACGGCUGUGGGAGCUUUGUCGGCAGCCGUUGUGUCGAUGCAGGCUUUGGACGAAGAAGCCGCCCACAGGGGUCGCUGGGAUUACGCUCNACCGGCGAAAUUCAAAGCCGCGCGCCGCGUCCAGCAGGCCCAUACAGGCAAGCUGGUGACGGCUGUGGGAGCUUUGUCGGCAGCCGUUGUGUCGAUGCAGGCUUUGGACGAAGAAGCCGCCCACAGGGGUCGCUGGGAUUACGCUCGCUUGGCCGAAAAAGCUAAAACCGACGACCCCAGUGGGAAGUUGGAGUUUAUACUGGAAGGGCCAAGGGCGAUGGCACUGCGAGCCUCUAUAUCGGCCUUGUAUGACAUGGAUGACGCCGACUUCAUGCUCAAACCCGUCUCGGCCCCGACGCCACCCGCUGCAGCAGGUGCCCCCAGUAUAUCCGCAUCUGCGUCGGGUUCAUCUGCAGCGGCACCGCCUGCCACUGCUCCUGAGGUCACCGCCCUGCCUGCGUCCACUUCGACAUCACCUGCUGGUUCAACACCCGCGUCUGCGAUCGACCCUCCCUACGUCCGUGUCUUCAUCGCCUGCUAUGGCAACGCCCACUUCCAGUGUCCGAGACGUUGCCCCCAUCGUUUUAGGCGCAACACGGUCCAGGACAAGGUCUAAUUCCCUCCCGGGAUUUACCGGGGCGCGGAAGAGGGGUGUUGGUCAUGAGGGAGAGGAAGAAAGGAAAGGUUAAAACACGAAUCCCCUGAGAGGAGACAUUUCAUCUUUUUGUUGGCAUGUGUUUUGCGAGCUGGUUUGCGUACGCUUUUUCAGUUUUCGCAAUGUUUUGCUGUGUAGCGUGUAGAGGUCACCCCCUCCCCCUCCCCCCCCGUCCCAGUCCCCGGCACCCACGUUUGUUUUUUGUUGUGUGCCAUCCGACCUGUCUUAUCCCUGGCCGUGUGGUCUCUCUUGUUGACUAUGUAGCCUGCUUGUUUAUUUUUUUUAGCACGGGCUACGGUAGCAGCAGCAAUGUUUUUUCUUGUCACCCCCCGUCCCCGUUCCCUGUACCCUGUGGCCACAUUUAUUUGUUGUGUGCCCGUGUUCUCUCUUGUAGACUAUGUAGCCUGCUUCUUUCUUUUUUUCGCACGGGCUACGGUAGCAGCAGCAAUGUUUUUCCUUGCCGCCCCCCGUCCCCGUUUCCUGUAUCGUGUGUCCACAUUUUUUUGUUGUGUUCACCAUCCGACCUGUCUUAUCCUUGGCCGUGUGUUUUCUUGUGGCCUGUUCAUUUUUAUUUCAACGAAUGUCUCCGCUUCCGGUUCGUUGUUGCUGUUUUGUUUUGUCCCGCCGUCAAGCUGGGGGAAAAUGAUUGUAAAACACAUGUCAGGAUAGAAUCCCUCAGGUCGCUUUCGACAAACCAACCUGCCAGGUCAACAACGUGGACCUACGGUAGACGUACUUGGGCAUGUGCAGCGUGAUAUCGUUGGUCAACAAAAAAAGUCAUUUAUGAGUUGUCGAAACCCAGACCGUCGUUGGGAGUGCAAUCGAGAAAGAGAUAAUGAAUCAUUCUUCACGCGACGGUUGCAGACGGUUCCAUUUGAGAACAAAAUCCAGUCCAAUUUGGUCGACGACCUACAUCUCAUGCCUCCAGGGACAUGCGAAGGGAACCCGAUGUGUACUUCGAAGUAUGUCUACAAAGAAAGGCGUCCACACAGGGGGGGG